Messenger RNA from Lactuca virosa, 1804 nucleotides. NCBI's taxonomy places the organism in Eukaryota, Viridiplantae, Streptophyta, Magnoliopsida, Asterales, Asteraceae. The record is from the annotation of a GenBank genome assembly.
AUGAGUUCAGUUGCCCAACCUAACGAUAUUGAAAAUAUGACUCUGCUUCAAUUGCCCAACCUAACGAUAUUGAAAAUAGAAAGAUGUGAAGUUUUGGAAUAUAUAUUCACAAGUUCCACACUUGAAAGCCUCAAGCAACUCAAAGAACUGACUGUAAAACAAUGCAAGGCAAUGAAAGUGAUUGUGAAGGAAGAGGGAGAGCACACAGAAACAUCUAAAUCUAUAAUAGUCUUCCCUCGUCUCAAGUCCCUUACACUUGUAGAUUUACCAGAUCUCAAGGGUUUCUUCUUGGGGAAGAAUGAGUUCAGGUGGAAAGCAUUGGAAAAGGUUGAGAUGGAUGGCUGCCCACAAAUGAUGAUUUUCACAUCUGGUCACUCCAUGACUCCGAAGCUCAACUACAUACAUACAGGAUUAGGCAAGCAUAGUCUUGAUCAAUAUGGCCUCAACUUCCAUUUGACCAAUGCUACACAUGAGACUCAACUUCCUAUGUGCUCUACUCCAGAUAUGAUAAUGCUAGUUCAGUUCCUGUGGUCUUUUUCAAAUUUAGUUGAAGUAGAUGCACAAUGGAAUGACAAAUUGUUGAAAAGCAGCAUAAUUUUUCCAUGCAAGGAGUUGCUAAAUUUGAAGAAUCUUGAAAAGCUUUCUAUUACCGGGAACUAUGAUGAAUCUAAAAUAGAGGAGGUAUUUGAAGUAGCAGAAGGGACAAAUGAAGAUGUGGAUAUUGAAACACAAUCUGUUGUGGUAUUUCAGAAGCUGAAAGAGGUGACUCUGGAUGGACUACAUGAACUAAAACAUAUGUGGAAGAGCAAUCGGUGGAUAGUGUUGAACUUUCCAAACCUUACAAAGCUCCAAGAGCUACAAAUAAGUGAGUGCGAGAGUAUGGAUGUGAUUGUGAAGCAAGUUGAAGAUUCCGAAACCAGACUGACUACAGAGUUUUCACAAAUGGGCAAUCAACUACUCCGGAGCUCAAACCAAACAACAAGAGGGAUGGGAGUUCUAGAGCAACAUCAAAUUCACACGUGCGGUUUGGUUCGUUUUGAAGUUAGCUAUAUAGCACAGUUGCUUGCUUACUACUCUUUCAAUUCGGGUUAUUGAACUUCUAUUUUCAAGUAAUCUUAUCUAUGAUGUGUCCACUUCUUGUAUUUAAUUAAGCUGUGACCAACUUAGCAAUAAUUACACAAGUUUUUAUUAAUUGGUCUGUACAUGUUCCACUAUUUUAAAUAGUAAAUAAAUUCAGUGGUUGAAGGUGCAUAGAAUGAUAAUCCAUCAUACAUGAAACUUUCUUAGCUCACACCGGGUAAGAAAGAAAAAAAAGUAUGAAGCUAAUUUGCUAUAACAUAAAACUUCUCUUAAUUCAACAGAUCUGUGCUCUUAAUUUUUAUGAACACCCGGUGUUUGAUAAAAUUCUUCAAUGAAAAAAGACCCAUAAACUUUUGGCUCCUCUUUUAAGUCAAGUGUAUUAAUGUUUGUUUUGUAUAUGAGCACUUAAAUCUUGAGGAAGCGAGUCCAUUUCUCUCUUGUAAGUUGAGUGUGUCAGUGUCACCCAUAUAAAAGCUUUGUUUUUCAAUCUCUGAAAUAAAAAGAAUAAAAUUUGGUUACAAAUAUCUUAUGUUCAGUGCAGGUUUCCAUCGCCACCUUCAAUGAAUCUAUCUCAUGAUGAUUUUGAGUUAACAAUUGUUCACUAAACCUAGAUAAGUUACAAUUAUGCCCAUGACUAUGAGCCAUCCAUUGAUUAUUUUAAACCUAUUUGAGAAACAGAACACUUAUGCAUAUUAUCUGAUUUUUGAUGCAUCUGAGGUGUAAC